This is a messenger RNA of Pyrus x bretschneideri (Chinese white pear), 915 nucleotides long. RefSeq names its product ADP-ribosylation factor-like protein 8c. The coding region runs from base 139 to 693 and encodes 184 amino acids. The record is from RefSeq and is a predicted model, not a curated record. Gene Ontology annotation, molecular function: GTPase activity; GTP binding. NCBI's taxonomy places the organism in Eukaryota, Viridiplantae, Streptophyta, Magnoliopsida, Rosales, Rosaceae. The transcript is spliced from 6 exons. Gene Ontology annotation, biological process: protein transport.
AAUCAUCAGAGUCGGGCCGGCCCAAGUUUCCCUUCUUGUUGGUUUCCUUCCUCUGCUUCCUUUUUCCUCCUCCCUCCCGUUUGCUUGCUCGUCUUAUUCUUAACAACAAAUUCUCCAUUUCUCAGUUGUUUCGAAAAAAUGGGUUUGCUGGAUUCCUUCCUCAAUUGGCUCCGCAGCCUAUUUUUUAAACAGGAAAUGGAACUUUCACUAGUAGGGCUUCAGAAUGCAGGAAAGACGUCUCUUUUAAAUGCCAUUGCUACAGGGGGCUACAGUGAGGACAUGAUUCCAACUGUUGGAUUCAACAUGCGAAAAGUAACCAAGGGAAAUGUGACAAUUAAGGUUUGGGACCUUGGAGGGCAAAGAAGGUUCCGUUCAAUGUGGGAGCGUUACUGUCGUGGCGUCUCUGUAAUUGUCUAUGUAGUUGAUGCUGCUGACAGAGACAGUGUUCCAAUAGCUCGAAGUGAGCUGCACGACCUCUUGAUGAAACCUUCUUUAAGCGGGAUUCCGUUACUAGUUCUUGGCAACAAAAUCGACAAGUCUGAGGCUCUUUCCAAGCAAGCAUUGGUUGAUCAGCUAGGCCUUGAUUCAAUCACGGACAAAGAAGUGUGCUGCUAUAUGAUUUCAUGCAAGGACUCCAUAAACAUAGAUGUCGUCAUUGAUUGGCUUAUCAAACACUCCAAAACAGCAAAAUGAUCCGCGAAUGGCCCUUGCAUUUCGAGGCGAAGAUCAGGCGCUGAAAGACAUGUCGAUGAAAACAACCGUUUCGAGACUCUGGGCUAUAGUAGGUAGCUAUACUCCGACUAGAGAUCUGUACAGGAGUUGUAUAGUUGCGAAGUGUGUUAUGCUUUGGUUAUAUUGUCCUUUGCUCCUUGGUAACCAUUUCAAUUUCAAAUGAAGGAUCCCAAAUUAGAAGCA